AACGAAACAAAUGUAUUUUAUUUCAUUCUAACUUAUUGCACCGAUGUGCACCAGCGCCGGCACCAGUUUAGAAAGUUCCUCGAAAAAAGUACAAACUGCUAGUGAUUUGGAAACUUUUCACGCGAAACAGCUGAUUGCUCACACCGCACUGUUCGACAUCGUCUUCGACAGCAAGAUGGCAACGAUCGUGAGAGCGCAUUAAGGAACGAGCGAUUUUCGGCAAAUAUCGCCAGUUGCGACGUUCUGAGUGGUUGUCAGCGGUAUUCAUUGGCUCGUGAUUGCGUGUAAAGAUGACCGCAGGCACCAGUUUAGUGGUACCCAUAGUGUUAUGGGGUCGUAUAGCACCGACCCACUGUAUCUCCUGUGUCUAUUUGUCUCGGGAUCAAAAGACACUGGUAACAGGAUGUUACGACGGGCAAAUAUGUCUAUGGCAAGUGGAGCCAGAAACAUUGAAGAUGACUCCAAGAUGCUUGCUUGUGGGACAUACUGCUCCUAUCAUGUGUCUCAGUCGUGCUAGCGUCGUAAUGGAGCAAAAUUUCAUUGUGAGCAGCAGCGAAAGUGGCGAGAUGUGCACUUGGGAUCUAGUCGACGGAAAGUGUCGUGAAGCGGUGAAGCUCAAUAACAUUCAUACGCAAAUGUUGCCCUAUGUUUCUGCGGGCGGAGAAGACGUUAGACUAUUUUGUUCUGGAUAUUAUCCCGAAGUUUUAGUGAUGGAUCCGUUCAGUCUGGAAGUACUGUUCACCCUGAGUUCUCGCGUCAAUCCGGACUGGAUUAGCGCCUUGCACGUUUUGCGGCCGGCCAAACGGAAAGGUCGGUUCUACGUGCAUACAAACGACGUCGUGCUGGCCCUGACGACUACCGGCAUGGUCAAGGUGUGGACGCUCUUGGGACACGAGAAUCGGAAUAGCGAGCCCCUCUACGAGCACGAGAGCAAGCAGAUACGCUGCUUGAACGCACUCGCGAUGACUUGUUGUCCAUACAAUCAACGAACGGUGCUGAUUGUGUGCUCCAAAUUUUGGCAGAUUUAUGACGCCGGUGACUUCUCGGUCCUCUGCUCGAUAACGGCCCCGCGCGGCGAGCGUUGGAUGGCGGGCGAUUUUCUGGCUGCUGAUCGAGUCAUCUUGUGGAGCGAUGAAGGUCAUGGAUAUCUGUACAAACUUCCGGCCAAGGUUCUGGUACAACUUGACAGCAAGCUGAAGGGCAAGGCUCUCAGCAGCGUCGCGGACAACAAGAACUUCCACACCGCCGGUGCCGAGUACGAUCAGCCGUAUUUGUAUUGCACGCUAACGCAGCCCGGAGAUAAGCCUCUUUCAUGUCCGCCGGCGAUGCGACUGGUCACAGUGCAGCGUCAGAACAAGACCCUGAAGUACCUGCUGCGUGGAGACAGCGAAGGUGUUGUUAUCCUGUGGACGGUGCCGGACAUCACGACGCAGCAGCUCGCUCAGAUAUGUCAGAACGAUGGGUCAUCGCCACCCGCGUUAUCACCGACCGUGAAGACGAGUCUUACCGCUGCCUGGGACGCGAUGAAGCCACCUCCUGUGGGAAUACUCGACCAGCUAGACUCCGGCGACGGACAGGGCAUCAAGCUGACCGCUUGCAUAUACUUGCCGCAGCAGAGUCGGCUGGUGGUCGGUCGUGAAGACGGCAGUAUCAUCAUCGUGCCAGCGACACAGACCGUGAUGCUUCAGCUACUCCAUGGCAAUCAUCAGCAGUACGAUGAUUGGCCACCGCAUCAAGUCCUCCUAGGUCACUCGGGACGAGUGAAUUGCUUGCUUUAUCCUCACGGCGCGGCGCCUCGUUAUGAUCGCACUCAUCUCGUUUCCGGUUCCGUUGACUUCGCCGUGUGCCUCUGGGAUCUGUACGCCGGCACGUUGAUCCAUCGGUUUUGCGUUCACGCCGGCGAAAUUACGCAAUUGAUGGUGCCGCCCGACAAUUGCAGUCCCAGGAUACAGAAGUGCGUUUGUAGUGUCGCGUCGGAUCACAGCGUCACGUUACUCUCGUUAGCCGAGAGGAAAUGCGUCGUGCUCGCCUCACGACACCUUUUCCCGGUUGUGACUAUCAAGUGGAGACCGUUGGAUGACUUUAUGAUAGUCGGGUGUUCCGACGGAGCCGUAUACGUCUGGCAAAUGGAAACCGGUCACUUGGAUCGUGUACUGCACGGUAUUAUUGCGGAAGAAGUGCUCUACGCAUGCGACGAGAACACUCUAGCAACUGCCGGAGGAUCCGGCGCUGGCGGUGAGCUAGGAUUAGCCAAUCCUGCCGUGCAUUUCUUUAGGGGUUUACGACAUCGCAACUUGUCGGCAAUCAGACACGCGACCCAGAGGGGGCUGCAUCAGCUGCAGCAACUGCACGGCGGACAUGGUCCCGAUCACGGAAAUCAGAUAAAAGCCAAGGGCUCGCCGCUGAUGAUCCAAGGCUUCAGGAGUAAUCCAAAGGACCCAGAGAGUCACAUUCUGUUCUUCGACAUAGAAGCGUUGAUAGUACAAUUACUCAGUGACGAGUACGGUGCCAUGUCGCCCGGUUCUCUGGAAGCGCAAGGCUUGAUUUCCGCCGCCGAGUAUCAGAAAGUUGCGGCGCUCACUCAGUCCGCUAGUCCUGAUGCUCACAAAAAGAUUGUCGACUUUUUUGGUCGUGUCAAGGAUAAAGCGGGCGAUGUUGAGCGAAUAUUGAAGGAGAAGGAUCGUCACGGUAUAUUGGCUAAGAUGAAGGAGGGUGCGGAGAAUGUGCACACUAAGUUACAGGCCAAAGCGGAAAGCGUCGGCCUCAAGCCGUCAACGUUUGACGGCAAAGGUGAAAAUUGGAACAACAACGACGUGACGAAGAACAACUUGAAGCGGAAUGGCGCGUUCAGCGAGCCCAACGCAACGAUGGAAGUAGCCCAAUUGCUGUUGAGCCUUUUGCACGCCUGGGGCAUGGAUCCAGAUUUGGAUCGGGUCUGCGAGGGAAAGCUGGGUUUGCUGCGGCCUAUGGUUCCUGUAUCGUUCGGCGUGUUGUCUAAGGGAGGUUACAUGUCGUUGUUACUACCAACUUGGCAGACACAGCUCGAGCCGGUCGGCGAGCCCGCAACGCAGUUGGAGCAGCGCUUACCAGCUGAACUGGUCAGACAAGAGAGGCUCACUAGAGCAUUCACUGCGAGAGCGCAUUGGGAAUUAUCGACAACUUUAACGAGCAAUCAUUUAUUGGCCGUGGUCGCUUUGGCAAACACUUUAAUGUCGAUGAACAACGCGACGUUUGUACCUGAACAAGAGCGAAAUCGUAAGAUGCACAGGCCGGGAAAUAGAGGUGCAGUGAACUGGAAUAAAACGGAAGAGGAAAAUGAGGAGAUCUACACGGUGCAACAGGCACAAAUCAAGCAGGGUUGGUCCCUUCUCGCAACGUUGCAUUGUGUAUUGUUACCCGAUAAGGUCGCGACGCAAGGUGGCGCGAAGACUUUCAAGCGACCGCAAGUAGAGAUGAUGGCACGAAGAUGGCAACAUCAGUGUGUGGAGAUUCGAGAAGCAGCGCAAGCUUUGCUGCUCGCCGAACUUGGCAGGAUGGGACCAAAGGGUCGUAAAGCGCUUGUCGACAGUUGGUCGCAAUAUUUGCCAAUGUACAGCACUCAAGAACCUAUCGCGCCACAACCGCAGAGCCAGAACUCGCCGGCGCCCGGAAGCCCAGUGCCGCCGUCCGAAUCGCAACCGGAGGAAGAAGAUGAAGAGGAGGAAUUAGCGGAAGCAGAAAUGAGUAUAGCCAGGAAACCGUCGAGCGUAGCGGAAUUGAAACGAAAGCAAACCACAGCGGUGGUGCUGUUGGGCGUGAUAGGAGCCGAAUUUGGUCAGGAUGUAACCACGGUGAAUCAGAGAAGAGACAACGAGCAAAGACGGAAGAGCUCGAUCGUAGAGGGCUUCGGUAUAGGAAAUAACAAUCUCGCUAGGCACACCAGCAUGGCGCUCACUCAUCUCUUGCACGCGCCUCAUUCUCCGAAGUUGCCAAUGCACACUGCGCUACGAAGGGCUGCCAUCGAUCUCAUUGGUAGGGGAUUCACCGUGUGGGAACCUUAUCUCGACGUGUCGAAGGUUUUACUGGGCCUAUUGGAAAUGUGUUGCGACGCGGAUAAGUUAGUGCCGAGCCUGACGUACGGCCUUCCUCUCACACCGCAAGCCGACACUUGUCGCACAGCUCGUCACGCUUUGACCUUGAUCGCCACCGCUAGACCAGCCGCCUUCAUCACCACGAUGGCCCGCGAGGUCGCGAGAUUCAAUACUCUUCAACAGAACGCUCAGACGUUGAACGUAAAUUUAGGCGCGAGCGUAUUGACCAGGGCGAAGCCAGAGAUUCUCAGGAUCGUGGAACAGUUGAUCGACAAGAUGCAAAGCGAGAUGAGCGAUCUUCUUGUGGAGGUCAUGGACAUCAUUCUGCAUUGUUUGGAUCCAGGCCACCUGAAGAUGAAGCCUCUAAACGAAGUAUUCCCGGCAGUGUGCAGAUUCAAUCAGGUCAGUCACUGUCCGGCUACACGCAGGAUAGCAGUUGGUAGUCGCAGCGGUCAGUUAGCAUUGUAUGAGUUAAGAGGCAACGUGAAAUGUCAGACCGUCUCGGCUCAUUCGGCACCGGUUACCGCGUUAGCGUUCUCACCGGAGGGAAAGUUCCUCGUCAGUUACUCUUGUUCCGAGAACAAGCUCUGUUUCUGGCAGCAAACCAGCAGCGGCAUGUUCGGCUUGGGUAACUCGCAGACGCGUUGCGUCAAGUCGUACAGCACAGCGCCUAUCAACGAUGUGGCACGAUUGAAUCCUAUGCGCUUGGCACGGUUGAUAUGGAUCAACAAUCGCACAGUCACCCUGAUGCUCGCGGACGGCUCGGAGACGCGUUUCAACGUCUGAACGCGAUCGCGCAAGUUUGGCCGACACUCGCCGAAGUUCGUUCGGCGAGUGACGCGAGCAGCUUGCUCGCCGUCUUCGGCGCUGGCGCGCAUUGCGCCAAACCUGGUUUACACAGUGUCUCCUUGUCGGCAGAUUUUUUACGAGAGUAUUAAGCAUAAUCAACGCAACGAUACUAGCGACGCAAUGUUUUUCUAUGUAGCUUGAUAGCACCCGAAACACUAUAGAGCCGCUAACGAGUCGUUAACGGAUUUUUUCAGAAGAAUGUUAAUGAGCAGAGGGGAAGGAGCGAUUCUCCAUGUGCGUGUGUGUCAAGCUUGAGGAAGCACGUAUACAGCAGAAAUUUAGCAGCGAUUGUAAUUGUAUCCAGUUAGCGGGAGAGCAGCACCGUGUAAUCCAGGCGUCGGCGCUGACCGCAGUUACGAAAUGUUUCCUCUGUUUAUUAGCAUUGUUGGAAAUGCAAGAUUUAGAAGAUCACAGCUGCUGAGCAAAGUUAUGUCGGCGCGACUCUAGCCAAAGUAUAAUUCAGCCGAGAGAGCGCCGUCGCCGAUAUUCCGGCGCGUUCGUUGGUUAUUUAAUUGAUAAUGUUAGUAUUGAAUAAUCCGAACAACUACGCUAUGUUUCACCGUGAGCACUAUGUUGCCGUCACAUACGACCGGUUACCGGACGCUGGGUCCGGUGUUCGACACGGCUGGAACGUACAUGGACCAUCGGCAGUAAUUUCGCACGGAUCAGCCAAGCUUUCAGAGGGGCCGCGCGACACGAAUUUGUUCCUUCCAAUCCCCCGGAAGCCGUGGCGCUGGUUAGACGUAUACAGUUCGUUGCAUAUUGUCGCGAGGAAGUUUUAGUCUUAUUAACGAUCGAAUAUUUUGUCAUACACUUAGAUACUCGGUAGGGGUAGGGGAGAAGUUGCAAUCCAGUAUCGUUUUAUUCGAAGUCACGGAGGGACACACAUUCUACUUGUACCUUUAUUCUGUAAAUAUUGCUCGUGAAACGGCGACCAGCGGCUUCCGGGGGAUUGAACUCACACGCGUCUCUUCGUCGCCUCCCUUCGUUACUUGGUUUCCUCUCGGUGGGUCUCCUCGAGUCUCACACGGGUUCUUCGGUCCGCGAGACUUUCGCCGCGUGUCUCUCGCUACGCUUACCGAGCAAAGCACUCAUUAGCCAGAUAUUGAGAAGUCUACGUUGUCCCGAUCGCGCAUUUCUUGAUUUUAGUAAGUAGCGAAUGUGCAUAAGGAAGAGACAGUUGAAGGAGGAGAGUAUAGUUAAGAGCGCCAGCGACGGAAGCGCUUGUCCGCGGUCGUCGCCUUGCCGCUCCGCUGUCAGGUCUAACACUUGUCACGCUAAUUUGACGAUAUUCCACGAUUGACUAACCGACACUAGUAUUUAUUUCAUCACCGUAGGAUAUGGAGUGAGGAACGAGUGCGCUCACGCUCUUCGAAGAUGCGCCAUAUUAGCCAUAUUAGCCAAAUUCUCAUUGCUCGUCUAGACGGCGGCAGGCAAAAGUCGCUCGAUCCUCCGUCAAAUUUUGUCUGAACAGAGAUAAGAUUCACGGAGUCUAGACAGAUAAUGCCCCGCCGUCUAGACGGAUGAUGAUGAGAACCCGGUCCAAUUCGAAGAGUCGCAUCGCCUCACCGCUCUUCUGUCGUUCUCUCUCUCUCCCCUCUCUCUCUCUCUCUCUCUCUCUCUCU
Harpegnathos saltator (Jerdon's jumping ant) is the source of this 6544-nucleotide messenger RNA. RefSeq names its product WD repeat-containing protein Rbcn-3B (gene Rbcn-3B). The transcript is spliced from 26 exons. The record is from RefSeq and is a predicted model, not a curated record. Gene Ontology annotation, cellular component: cytoplasm. Gene Ontology annotation, molecular function: protein binding. NCBI's taxonomy places the organism in Eukaryota, Metazoa, Arthropoda, Insecta, Hymenoptera, Formicidae. The coding region runs from base 291 to 4856 and encodes 1521 amino acids.